AUGAUGACCGAGCCGUUGCUACUAGCGGCUCGUGAGCUCGCGCAUGGCUCUGUAUCGUCUCUUCCUCUUGAUGUUGAGGUUGUAGCUUCUGCUAUAUCUUUUAAACAUUUGGCCGUGUUAUUUCAGUCCCAAAGUGCGCGAAAUAGCGUCCAUUUGGGUGUGUUUAAGAUCGACGAUAAGGUCGACGUGGAGGAGCCAGAGUUGUUUGAUUUACUCUCAAAUAUGGAUACUUCAGUGGCUAUUAAAGCUAAUAAAUGCAAGUGGUCACUUGUAUGGAGCCCUGACCUAACAUUUCUUGUCGUUAGUGGCCAAAUUUCAUGCUCUGAGAGCGAAUAUGAAGGGGUCCUUUGGAUAUUUACACGCUCCGAGUGGUUGACUUCUACUGCAGUUUCUAUAGAGUCGACGGAUUCUCCUUUGGUACUUUAUAUACGUCCGUCUACGUACUUGAGUGCAAAGCAUUGGAAUCCUACAACGAGUAUCAUGAACGUUUUUUUUCCAACACAAAGCGGGAGCAAAGUGUUUGUGCUGUCAGAGGACGGCGUUUGGCUUAGUGUAAGUGUGCAAUUGACCAAGUUAGCUCUUGCUGCAAUGAAUCAGUCGACGUCAAAUGAUACAGCAGGUAUCAUUACGAUGCAAGGGGUAAAGAAGCUCACGGAGUGGCAUGCGGGUGUCACGGCAGCAUGCUACGACCCUGAGAGUUCAAUACUCGUCGUGAGUGGUGGAGUGAGAGACCCGAGCUUGGACCUGUUGGAGAAAAACGUAUCGUCGUUGAGUGUUUGGAAAGUGAUGCAUGAUAACGAUCGUAAAGAAUUUGGCGAGUUGCUGGAUUUCGCGAUGGUUGUAAUGGGAGAAACGAAGCAUUUAUGUGACGAAACGAAAGAUGGUAAGACAAAGCAAUUUGAUUGUAUGUCGAUCUCAAGAGAGAAAAGUAUUGGGCUGAUUGCAAGCAUCAAGAAUACACUUUCUGCUCCGCUGAAGAUGAUGGUAGGUAAUGAAACGAUGAAAAGCCGUGUAACACAAGGCUCGAUUUGCCACCUAGCUUUGGCACCGAAUGGCAACUUUGUUAGCAUGGUGGAUGACCUUGGAAGGAUUGCCAUCCGUCAAAUUGAUGUAUGCGCGGAUGUACUGAAUUGGCAAGAAGUAGAAGACGAGACGGUUGGUCGCACCAAGGCAAAUGCUAUAAAGAUGGUUAUGUGGCUGGCAAACGACUUAGUAGCUUUGAUGCUAUCCAACGAGCGCGUUAUGUAUUCAAGGUUUAUUAUUUCAGGGAAAGAUGAGACCGAAUUUAAGUCAUUCGCUAGCGAUAGUGAAAGCGAUGAUACCUCAGGACCAUAUGGCCGACUUGUGCUUAUCCCUGCUCAGCACUAUCGACCUGUGACGGGUGUUUUGACUGGCAAUGUUCGAACUCUCGCGUAUGAGGUGAAGGAAUUUUCAUCAAGCGAGAAAGAGAGUUUUGCAUUUACUGCAUGCGAGCUUGUCAUUAUUGGAGAUGUAUGGGUUGCGAACCAGGUUUGCAAUCUGGGAAUAACUCCAUUUGUUGAGUUGUUGUUGGACGCACAGAAGUUUGAAGACGCCCUAGAGGCGGUGGCUCUUUACGGAGGAAGUGAUAUUGCCAUAAACGCGGACAGUAUUCACCGCCACAUCUGGAUGCAAUACCGACAGAAAGGUGCUUGGUUUAAUGGAAAGUGUAAUGAUGAAUUAGCCUCCAAAGACGACUUGGCACUUCAGGAUCUUGUGCUUCUGUCCACACGACCACGUGGGCUACUUCAACGCGAAGAAUGCGAUGAGUUUUUGGAUGCGUUGGGUCAUUUACGAGCGAUAUCUGACAAACAAUGGGUACUCAAUGAAUGCUUGCAUGUUGUUGCAGACGACUCGGCCGCCAACAUGAAAAGGAUUCUUGAGAUUGCGCAGGACGCAUUUGUCUGUUUGGAUAAUGGCAGCGAGGUUGUUACAGAAUUGUUGCAAGAGAAAGAGGAUCUUGAGCGAUACAUGUAUCGCCUUGAAACACUGCGGAUGAUUUUAUGCAAAGAAGAUGACAUGUCUACAAUGUCAAUUGUAGGUGACCACACUUUUGAUGGGGCUACAUAUGCUCGAUUUAGAUCGUCGUCUAUCGUGACAACAGCGAAACAGUUUGCACGAGAGGGGCGCGUUGAUGCAGUUAAGAUUAUAUUCAGCCGACACGGAUGGAACGUACUUCCUUGCUGGCUAAAUAUUCUUGAGUUGCUUCCACCCUCAGUUCCACCCUCUUCGUACGCGUUAUUGCUUCCGGCCGUUACUGCCCAAGUAGAAGGCGAUGAUGAGGUCUUUGUUCUAAGCGGGUUGAAUGGUGUUGAUUCUGAAUGCGAUGACAGCAGUGACCCGGCGGUUCGGGUUGCGCUUCUCGAAGAGAAUCGGCUUUACGACGCAACUGAAGAAGAGUUAUUGAAAUUUGAAGAAUACAGAAGCAUGGAACGCGAAGGGCGCAAUUUAGCGUAUAGGGAAUGGCUUUCAAGAAGGAUUUUGGAGCUGGACACUCGUUAUGGCCAACUUGCUUUUGCUUAUGAAAUGAGCAGGCUGGCAACCAAGUGUCUAUACGGAUGGUCCGACGUAGAUGCCAAGAAGCCUUUGGAGCAGCUCUUUCUGCACACUGAGCGCUUAUACAAGUGCGUGUAUUUGCUGCAUUUAUCAGCCUGUUGUUUGCUGCCACUGGAAGAUUGGUCAGCGUUAUCGAUACGUGAUCAAGCCAUGAUUGUGGUGGGCAUUGACGAAAAGGAACUCGCUGGAGACGUUGCCUCCAUCAUCGAUUGGUUGAAUGUAGUGUUUGUUGUUCAGCGCCAAGAUCGCUUGUAUGCGCUGGACGGCCUAUUUUCAUGGCUGGCGCAGACUAUUUUAGUGAAGUCGUCGCUGUCACGUCUGACACUUGCAGCGCAGUUGAUUCAGCGAAGUAACCCCUCGAUUGAGCUAACUAAACGCUUGAUCCAAAGUGACACGCAGGUCAUCAAGACCGCACUCAAUAUCGUUUACUCGGUGAAAGUUUCUGAAAUCAUCGGUGACAAACCGCUAAGCGGGAAUACGAGUGGUUUUAUGCAGUGUCACCUUACACUCGUUGAACAGCUAUGGACGAUAUUCCAAUCUUUGCCUGCUCGAAAGGAAAAUGAUCCGCCGGAGAUGGCUCAAUUGCAAGUGGCUGUGGAUGAAAUGGAGGAUUUAUUGAUCACAGUGGAUAUGCUCAGCAAAUAUGAAGUGGCUUCCUCACCUGGCGAGCUUAAGUAUCGGAUGCUGACAGACAGCGAUAGUACGACAGAUGAUGGCAGCACUAGUGGGCCGCUUUAUUUGCUUGAACAGAUGUGCUCGUUUGUUUUUUCAGGUCAGUGUCGUGACGACAAAGGACAUCUUGGUGGAAAACAGUGGCAAGACGUUCUUCAAGAUGCAUUUAAGUUAAAAGAGCACGCAUUUGGUGAGCAGUUGAGCCAACAAGUGAUUUUGGAUGUUUUAAUGAAGCACCUGCUUGCCCCUGAUUGUGCCUAUGUUGAGGCUGCUCAAGAUUUGGUGAAUCAUUGGAUAGCCUUUGAUGUACAAGCCGUUGAACAUGUGAUAGAUGGAUUGUUCAUGGCGAUCCGAGUAAAGCUAGAUUCUCUUACUGGGUACUCAGAGAAUACAAAUGCGAAUGCUGCUUACAAAUCUGCUCUAAGCUGCAUUGACAUUGUCAGAAAGUUACUCUCUCUCCCAUUAUGGGACGAAGGCAAUCGGGGAGCGUCGAAUGCAAAAGAACACUACGAGGAAGUUUUGUCACUGGAGCUGGACACAAUACAGGCAUGUGAAUUACUUGAUUUAUUGACGUAUGGUGCAAUCAAGAUGUCGCCUUCACAGCUCCGUGCUAGAGAAGCACAAGAUGACGCUCUUAAAAUUCGACUUGAUGCUCUUUGCCAAAUAUUUGCGAGUGACCCAACCAAUUUUAAACCUUCCAUGCGUGCUAAGGAAUGGCUAGCGCAACACAGUGGUAGCAAAGCUGAGCUUUCAAACGAUAGAACGGCGACAGAUGUAUGGAAUGAACCACUGGCAGCUGUUAUGAAAUUGGCUAGAUUGCUGCGUGUUGACUCGCAUAAGCUGAUAAUUUGGAUGAAGGGUGCAUAUGCGGCCUUAUAUUGUAUGGAUUACGAUGUUGCGUACGAUCUGACAAUGCAAGUAAUUGCUGAAAUUCCGUCCAAGACUGAUCUAGUUGCAAAUGACAGUGGCAGUAGCGAUAAAUUCACACUUCCACACCUGAUUUCGUUGGUGCUAGAUCUUGUUUCUGCUUCGUCCUUCCGAUCAUGGGAGAAAAAGCGCAAGCUAUGCUGUGCACUAUUGAGUGCAACCAAUGCCUCGUCCACAGACCUUUUUGCGCAUCAAGUGACGGAUCUGGUGGUUUCGUGUUUGAAGAGGAUUGAAGCCGUCCAAGCUUUAAUGUUCGAGCUUGGCUUGUCGGACAAUGAUUUGGAGCAACGACGACUAGAUGGGUGCAACAACACCAGCAGUGCUGAAUCUGUGCUACUAAAUGAGCUGAAGGUGGUAAUCGGCUUGCUGCACGAAGAAAGACAUGAUCAUCAGUACCUGUUACGACUGUUGCAACGCGGAAUUCAGCUGAUUUUUGCAAUGUCCGACACAUUUGCUAGUACUGAAAACCACGAUCAUAAUAAAUCUUUAUCGACAUUUCUCCAGCAAAUGGUACAACUUUGCGUGGAAGAAGCUGUAGAGCUGGAAGUUAUCCGCACUGCUAGCGACCCAGGGGACUGGCAACAGUACAUGGAACUGGGCUUCAGCUAUUUAGUGAUGUUGGGCGACCUUAGCAAUUACGAUAAAAAUUUUGAAGCGUUUUGCAUCGAUGAAGUUCUCUCUCGAUUAUUCACCGAUGAACGAAGACACGUUUCAUCUGUGGCGCCAUCUGAUGAAAUAUUGCAUACAACUGAUGUCGUCGUUCGUAGCUUGCAUCAUUUCUUUCUGCUCCAUGCAUCCAUAGCGAAGGAAAGCACGGUGGAUAAUGAUGUGGAAACUUUGUCAAGUUGCAGAGAACGUUUCGGUACAUUGUCUGCUUCAUACGAGCGAGCACGAAGGGUGGUAACUUGUGCUGAUCAUUUACAUAAAAGUACUUCAAGUGAUGCAGCGCCUACAGCUGAGCAACCAAACGAGUUGCAGGUCUUGGUACCGGAACAACGAUACCUAGUUUUUGUGAACCUAGCUCAACGAUGCCAAGAGCGGCUGGUCUCACAGAAAAAAUCUCAGGAGCUAGAACAGAUGAGCAUGUUCUUUAACACAGAAUUGGAUUUGGAACGUUUCUCGCAAGAUGAAGGUUAUCGUAACAACAAGAUCCUACUACUAGCCACGAAAAAGGAACACUUUCAGCUGGCGAGACAGUUUGCCAGCAAGUACGGUAUCGAUGAAUAUGAAUGCGUGCUGACAUACAUUAAAAGCGCGCUCGCCUUUCUACCCGAUGGAAGUCAGGCUGAUCGUCGAGAGCAGCUGGACGAAGCAUUUGCUAUUGAACAAGUAGACAUUUUGGAGGAAGCUUUGCAAAGACCGAUAUCUUUUGGAGACUUUUUGCUGAAAAGAUCGGUAACAGGAGCUCCAAGUUUGUACGAAGCGAUCGAUGGAACGGAUCAUGUUGGUCUUUUGCUCGUGUUACGCAUGAUUUUAGAGUGCUCGAAGCGACUAAACCAGGAGUCCGCAGAAACGGUGGUGUCAUCCCACGUGCAACCUCUGUUUCCGCUGCCCAAAGCUUCGAUUGACCGAAUCACGCUUUUGUUCAUGUGCCUGAAAAAGCUGAAAGAUAUUGCAGACUCACUCGACGAUGUGGCCUCUGUUGACCUAAAACUGAUAGGUGUAGCCUCUACAACUUCCGAGCUCUUGACCCCCUUAGCAUCAUCGCGCGCAGAUAUGGCAACUAAUCAGCAAAUAGCCGUUGAAGCAGCGCGGCCCCUUUUGACUGGCAAGUCCAUUAAGUUUGUAACCAAGAUCCUGCGCAAAUUGCAUCGUGUGACACCGAGUUCCAUGGUCAUGAUCUAUUUCAACGAUACACUGACAAACUUAUGGAGAGAACAUGGAGCUGUUGCUACCACUGAAGCUAAACGUGCCGACUUAGCGUCCUACGCGUACAAGUCGUGUAUGCCAUAUCUAUCGGUGCUUUCAAGCGAGCAUUUAAUGCUAUUCCAUUGCUUUUUCCUCAAUGGAUUGGACAGGGAAUCAUUACCUGAGAUAGUUGCGCAUAUUAAUGUUGGUGAAGAAUUUUACGGGCAGCAAUUGAGUGGCCUGCAGCGCUUUGGCACACUAUUGACACUGCAAAAGCGCGUUGAGCUAGUCGUACAUAUAUUGACGAUAUUUCAGUCGAAGUAUAACUCGUGGCAAUCUUCUGGACCACGCUCAAACGAUUCGUCAGUGUCAUCCACAACUUCUUGUUUGUCCGUCUCCUGGAACUUGGUACAAUGUGAUCGGAAAAAGCAGGAACUGCAAUAUCUUGAGCGUCAGCUGACAGAAAAUUUGUGCUGCUGGAUGCUUGCUGAAAUCGAACAGAAUGAGUUGGCAUGUGACAAAAUUGAAACCAAGGCCAAGCCUACACAGUCACUACAGCCUGUUGCAGUAGCGUUAAGGGCUUGGUUUGCCAUGGAUCCUCGUCAGCAAGCAGCUAAUGAGAACACUCUUCACAGUACAGUCUUGAUGGAACUUUGCCAGCGUGUAAACUGCGUGGAAUUGGCAACUCUCAUUAUGGAACUGGUCCUGCGUGCCGAUGGAAAUGAAUACGAUCAUGACCUUGUUGCAAAUGCAAUUGUUCACAGCUACAAAACGACCGUAACUAAUCUGAUUAAUCGGUGUAUGAGCCCUGAAGAAGAUGGAGCAAGUAUUUCUGUAGAGUGGGUAGAGCGUCUUGCCUGGACGUGGGCACUGGGUGCAUCUGCUACUAGUAGCACUCGAAUAGCUGAACUUGAAGAAUACCUGCGCGUUACUUUGCGAAUCUCAUGCGAUGAGAAAGGUAAAGCGCAUACAAUCUACGAACGUAUUAUGAUGCAGCUUAAAGAGUCUCCGUCCACGCUAUUGAAGGAGAUCAUAUCAAGCCGAAAUGAAGAGCUGCAGACCUCUGCUGAAAACAGCACUUUGACAAAGAAUGUGGCCGCGUUGGCGCGUGACGCUGUGCUGUCCCAGUGGAAACAGAUGGUUGCGGUCAAGGAAGAGAAGCAAAAGUGGACGGAAGCUGCAGUUCUCAGUCACGUUAUGUGUUCUUGCGGCGCCACAAAGGGUAUUGACGCUGAUAAUGCUGCAUGGGAUUUUGGCCUGUACGUGAAAGCUGUUUGGUCGAGUUUACUCACGAAACACAAAAUGGACGAAAGUACUAAGCUACAGCACAUUUUCAAAGUUCCAAGCCGCGACAUCUUACACCAGUUUGCUGCCGUAUUCGAGGAGUUGCUAGCUUUUAUUGAGGCACGCCAUCACGACAAUAACCCCAAUGCUUUGCACUUUGCGGAAAUGGCAACGCUGGCAUUGAGUAACUUGCUCGUUCGUCACGGCGAUAUACAUGGCGGUGUAGAAAAGCUCGCACAGCGAGGCGCUUCAGCUUGGCAUCACGAGCAAAAUCUUGCGGUGCAAACACGUGUCCAUGCGCAAUUUGAAGUGGGAACCGUGACCCAGAGACCAGCAACGUUGCAAAUAGCGGAAGCUACAACCUGCUGGACGGCUCUGUUUGCACGGGGUGUCUGGAGUGCUCAGCUUUUGAGUUGGUACACGUCGUAUGCCUUUGCGAAGCUUAGUAGCGAGAAAGAAGCUACGGAAGCGGUGAUCUUGACGUAUUGGGAAACUAGCAACAUUGACAUAGCGAUUCAACUGCUUCUGAUGUGUCCAUUUGAUGAUCUAAGAGAGAAGCACGCUGAUCGUCUGUGGUCGUAUGUACGAACCCUUCCACAAGCAUCUCACAGCUGGUCGACAACCAUGGAGCUUUCGCUUCUGCGCUUUGAUGUUGCAGUGCUUGUGCAAAACGGCCUUUACGCGUCAAUGGUGGCAUUCCUCCUCCAAGGCUCUAAGACAAAUCCAGCACUUUGGACGUCCAGCGGUGCCUACGUCGUGUGCGCAUUGGUGUCAAAGGGCGAGUUUGCAGCUGCUGGUCGUCUCACUUGCGCGUUGCAGCACACACACCCGCUUCUAUGGGAUUUAGAGAAUGCACGUCUAGUGCUUGCAAACUACCUUCGAUCACUCGCCUCAUCGUCUGGACCGUACAAGAAUAUCAACAAUAUCAAUCUCUCUCACCUGCAGCAUCAGGUGUACGUCCAAACAUCCAGUCAAUUUGCAAGUGCGCUCAUUAGCAAGCAGUACGGCGGGGGGCAUUGA
Messenger RNA from Peronospora belbahrii, 8325 nucleotides. NCBI's taxonomy places the organism in Eukaryota, Oomycota, Peronosporomycetes, Peronosporales, Peronosporaceae. The record is from the annotation of a GenBank genome assembly.